CAAGGAGGUGGUGCUCCCAUGUAUAGGUAUAUAAUACUCCUUACCUCCUUUGCCUCUCUUGGCUCUUGCGGUUUGCGUAUAGUGGUUGCGGCCGUACACGCGGGAUAUAAUAUCGGCGGCGCGCCGGUAAGCACGUACCAUUCGAAUUCGCGAGCUGCUCGAGGACUCAGCGUCAAAGACGGUGGCUCUUUUUUUCCCGUUUUGUUGGUUGACAGGUUUUUUAAAACAUUUUUUUCUUAUUUCACAAGUGGUUUUUUGUGCGGUAAUAGCUGAAGGCGUGAUUAGUAAGCGGCUCUUUCCGGAAGUGGUUUUUCCAGAGUGUCCGCCACAAUGUACAGCUCAACGGUGACGCAGUACGAGGAGCCGCGGAAAGACAAGAUCGAGAAGAUCGAAGAGAUCGAAAAGUCCGACGAGGAGCCGACGCAGCUGCCAUGUAAGGAGGACGGCGAGCAGCCCCUCAUAUGGCUGAACAUCAUCGGUAUCGCCGUGCUACACGUGUUGGCCCUGUACGCCUUCAUUUUCCACUAUAACUUGGCCAAGUGGCAGACGUGGGUGUUCAGCUCGGCUUGGGGUAUAACCGCAGGAGUCGGUAUCACGGCGGGACUGCAUCGUCUGUGGGCCCAUCGAAGUUACUCCGCCAAGUUGCCGCUGAGGAUAUUACUGGCAGUCUUGUACUGCAUGGCCGGCCAGACGCACUUCUACAAGUGGAUCAGGGACCACAGGACCCACCACAAGUUCACAGAUAGCGCAGCCGAUCCACACGACGCCAACCGCGGCUUCUUCUUCUCCCACGUCGGCUGGCUGAUGAUGAAACGUCAUCCUGCUGUCAUAAAGUACGGUAAAAAGAUCGACAUGAGUGACAUCGAGGCUGAUCCUGUUAUAUGCUUCUUCGACAAGUACUACGAGUGGAUAAUGUGCACGCUGGCGUUCGUCGUACCGGCCCUUAUCCCGGUUUACUUUUGGAACGAGAGCUGGUAUAUCGCCACGCACGCUGUUAUAAUACGCUACGUCUGGCUCCUCAAUGCAACCUUCCUCGUCAACAGCUUCGCCCACAUGUGGGGAAAUAAACCUUACAACAAGAGUUUUAAAUCGACGGAGAAUGCGACAGUGUCGUUCUUUGCCUUGGGCGAGGGCUGGCACAACUACCAUCACUCCUUCCCCUGGGACUACAAGGCAGCCGAGCUCGGCAGCUACGGGCUCAACCCGAGCACGGCGUUUAUCGAACUGAUGGCUAAAAUCGGCUGGGCCUACGAUCUCAAGACACCGAGCAAGGAGCUCGUCGAGAAAGUCUGCCUCGGCAAGGGCGACGGCACUGCCAGCAAGUGGGGUAACGACUACCACAGCAAGCAGCACCAGAAGCUUCAUUGACGGCGGACCCAUUUUUUUUUUUACUUUGGUGCGAGAUAGUGGCUUCGUUUUCUUUUUUUUUUCCAUUGUAGUGUAUAUAGUAGUUGAGAGGGUCGCGGUUUUCUUUUCUGGUUCUAAAUCGUACUAAAUUGAAGUAACUCCUUGACGGAGUAUUUUGCGUUUCCAUUGGACGCGUAGUUAAGUACGCCCAAAGUCAAAAAAAAAAAAAAAUGCUUCGUAAAUUGUUUUAUGCUAGUUUUUUUUUUUAAGAAAGUUACCAAAUACUGCGAGGCGAUAGAUUUUGUAAUACAUACUUACAUUGUAAUUUCACAAAUCAUAGUUACGCAUCGACAAUUAUUUUGUAUACGACUUGCAUUAAAUUAUACUAAUACCUUUUUACCAUUGACUUAAACUGUUAGAAAUCUGUAUACCACCGAGAGUAUACAUUAUUUAACGAUAAAUCGGUAUAUCUAAAAACAAUGUAUUGGACGAAAAAAUCAAAGUACAUCAAUGUAAUUUAUUAAUAGUCUAUAAGUUGUACGUACGAUGUUGGAGCAUAUUUAUAAGAGAAUAUACGUUUCCGUAUAGAAAAGAAAAA
This is a messenger RNA of Copidosoma floridanum, 1945 nucleotides long. Its product is annotated as acyl-CoA Delta(11) desaturase. Gene Ontology annotation, molecular function: iron ion binding; stearoyl-CoA 9-desaturase activity. NCBI's taxonomy places the organism in Eukaryota, Metazoa, Arthropoda, Insecta, Hymenoptera, Encyrtidae. Gene Ontology annotation, biological process: unsaturated fatty acid biosynthetic process. Gene Ontology annotation, cellular component: endoplasmic reticulum membrane. The record is from RefSeq and is a predicted model, not a curated record.